AUGACGGACCACAAGAGAAGAGUUCAGCAGCUGCUGAACAAAAUAUACACAGAAGCAAACCCAACAAUAAAGGAAUCACUCUGGUGGGACCUUUAUUUUACUCUUCGGGAGCGACCCAGACUUGCCUUUGAUUGGGUUCCCUUCCUGCAUUCCGAUACAAGCUCGAUUCCAUUCUUACGUCUACUUGGAAGCCGAGUUGUUGACGAGGCAAGACUGUGGGAAUUAGCCAACGGCUGCCCUGACAACCCCAAUGAAGAAUCCAGGAUCGUUCCUUGUCUAGAAGAUUUGUGGGACCUAAUGACAUCCCCGCAAUUGUUUGAACCUGACCCGGUGGAGAUUUCUUUACCUCCAGACUCCAAAGAAACGGGAACACAAGGUGAAGAAGGACAAAGGAACCUGAUAUUAAUACUCAAGAAGACCAUACUACACAUCAAGCACUGUGUAAAGAUUUGUGUCAAGGAGAUACCAGACUUUUCCUCCAUUCCGCAUUGGCUUGCCGCAGUACACGACGCGCUCCAGAAGAUCAAAGAGGAGCCAAAGGCAAUCCAUGUUAGUCUAAAGCAAACAGCAGGCUCUGCUGCGUUCAAGUUUAACUCAGAACACCACCGGGUCGACCACGUCGGGCGAUUCAACUAUGUGAAUGUCACCUUCAACAGGUGGGAGCCAUCUGUGGUCCACCUGUUGAGAGAAACAGACUUGUCCUCGAUCCAUCACAUCUCCAUUGGCCCUGCAGAUCCACCUUUUGGUUGUUGCAUCAAUUUCGACGGCGAACGAAACACAUAUGUGGGGCGCGCGAGUCGCCGUUCUUCUGAGGGCACAGCCUUGACGCUCGGUGGCGCAUCCCCCGCUUCUGGCAAGGCAAUCGCUACAGAAUGUGUCUGUGGAUUGCUACGGAAUGCUCCUGAUUUGAAAGAGUUGCGCGUCACUUACACGGCAAUGGAUUUGGACUUGAUUGCCGUUGCCGAAGCAUUGAGGACACACAAGCAACUGAGUUACUUUCGAUGGGAGAUGCGAGAACUGAUUGUAGGAAGUGCCUUUACAGAUUUGCUCAUUGAAGUCAAGAACGAUCGCUCUGGAUAUGCCCGCUGGUCCGGUGGCCACAUCAACAUGCUAUAUGGACUAUUGCGCCAAUCACCUGGCAACUGGUCUCUCAUUGCAGAUCAGAACCACGCAGAAGGUAAGGUUCGUGGCUAUCGCCGCAAACGACGGAAAAGAGGGAGCAAAACGACCCGAAAGAAGAGGCAGGCUGUGGCUUGCAGUACGGAUGAACCGGAGAGCCAGAGAGCCUGCACAUAUAUAUAG
Messenger RNA from Seminavis robusta, 1302 nucleotides. Lineage: Eukaryota; Bacillariophyta; Bacillariophyceae; Naviculales; Naviculaceae. The record is from the annotation of a GenBank genome assembly.